Molecule: messenger RNA, 3326 nt
Organism: Phyllostomus discolor (pale spear-nosed bat)
Lineage: Eukaryota; Metazoa; Chordata; Mammalia; Chiroptera; Phyllostomidae
Gene: RPTN
Product: repetin
Exons: 6
Coding region: 17-2539 (840 amino acids)
Cellular component (GO): cornified envelope
Molecular function (GO): transition metal ion binding; calcium ion binding
Source: RefSeq, a predicted model, not a curated record
ACCUGUCUUUGCCAAAAUGGCUCAACUCCUGAACAGUAUAUUCACCGUGAUCAAGGUAUUCCAGAAAUAUGCUAAAGAAGAUGGGGACUGUGCCUUACUGUGCAAGAAGGAGUUGAAGCAACUGCUCUUGGCUGAGUUUGGAAACAUCCUCCGGAGACCAAAUGACCCAGAGACUGUGGAAACCAUCUUGAGCCAUUUGGAUAAAGACAGAAAUGGACAUGUUGAUUUUCAAGAAUAUCUCUUAUUGGUGUUCCAGUUGGCCCAAGCUUGCUAUCAUAAGCUGGAAAAUGAGUCACACGGAAAUAAAACUUCCCAGCAAGAAGGAAAGCAGGAGGGAACACAAGACCAUAAGUUUCCAGGAACUGCAGGCAGACAACACAGGCAGAGGCAUGAGGAAGAAAGGCAGGACUUUCACCACAGUCAAUCUGAUGGACAAAACCAGGACAUCCGCCAGGAUCAAACUGAGAGACAAGAUAGAGAUUCCCACUACAGUCAGUCUGAGAGACAGGAUCAGGACUCCCACCAUGGUCAGUCUGAAACAACAGAUAGGAACUCCUAUGAUCAUUCUGAGAGGCAAGGUCAGGACCCCAGCUCUGAUGAAAGACUGAGUCAUAAAUCUAGCAGCGGCCAUCCUGAAAGACAAGGAUAUAUCUUUGCCCUAAAUCUGUGUGAGAAACAAGUUCAGUCUGAAAGGCUUAGACAACAAGCAAGCUAUCGCCAGCCUGGAAGACUUGGAGAGGACUCUUGUUCUAGCCAAACCAACCAGCAGGAAUCAGGCUCUUAUUAUGGACAUUCUGUGAGGCUGGGUCAAGAAUCAGGCUGCCAGGAUUCCCACCAUGGUCAGACAGACAGACAAGGCCAGAGUUCCCACUAUGGUCAGACAGACAGACAAGGCCAGAGUUCCCACCAUGGUCAGACAGACAGACAAGGCCAGAGUUCCCACUAUGGUCAGACAGACAGACAAGGCCAGAGUUCCCACUAUGGUCAGACAGACAGACAAGGCCAGAGUUCCCACUAUGGUCAGACAGACAGACAAGGCCAGGGUUCCCACUAUGGUCAGACAGACAGACAAAACCAGGGUUCCCACCAUGGUCAGACAGACAGACAAGGCCAGAAUUCCCACUACGGUCAGACAGACAGACAAGGCCAGAGUUCCCACUAUGGUCAGACAGACAGACAAGACCAGAGUUCCCACCAUGGUCAGACAGACAGACAAGGCCAGAGUUCCCACUAUGGUCAGACAGACAGACAAGGCCAGGAUUCCCACUACGGUCAGACAGACAGACAAGGCCAGGGUUCCUACUAUGGUCAGACAGACAGACAAGGCCAGAGUUCCCACUAUGGUCAGACAGACAGACAAGACCAAAGUUCCCACCAUGGUCAUACCGACAGACAAGGCCAGAGUUCCCACCAUGGUCAGACAGACAGACAAGGCCAGAGUUCCCACUAUGGUCAGACAGACAGACAAGACCAGAGUUCCCACCAUGGUCAGACAGACAGACAAGGCCAGAGUUCCCACUAUGGUCAGACAGACAGACAAGGCCAGGGUUCCCACUAUGGUCAGACAGACAGACAAGGCCAGGGUUCCCGCUAUGGUCAGACAGACAGACAAGGCCAGGGUUCCCACUAUGGUCAGACAGACAGACAAGGCCAGAGUUAUCAUUAUGGUCAGACAGACAGACAAGGCCAGAGUUAUCAUUAUGGUCAGACAGACAGACAAGGCCAGAGGUCUCAAUAUAGUCAGUCAGAGACUGGGGAGACUGGACAGAAUAGGUGCUUCCAUAGAAAUGAGAGAACAAGCAGAGGUUCAUAUGUUGAGCAAUCAGGAAGGUCAGGGAGACCAACUCAACAGACUCAAGGACAGAAUGUGAGCCGAGAUCAAGGACAGAGAUUUCAAUCUAGGGAAGGGCAGAACAGCCACGAGGCAUGGGAGCCUGAAGAAGAUAGGCAACACCACCAACACAAACUUGUAGCACAAAUCCAGCAAGAAAAGCCACAUUGUAACAAAGAGAGUAGUGGGCAAUUGUGCAGUAGUGAGCAGGGCCACAGCCAGGCUCAGACCAGGGAGAGUUGUGGUGAGGGGCAGAGCCACCAGGCAGAGGAAGAGCAGGGCCACCAAAUCCAGGGUAGACAUGGUUGUAAGAGUCAGGAAACUCCAUGUGAGGAAGAGGACAGGCAAACCCAUGAAGAUAAGCAAGACCAUCAAAGACAAAACAGGCAAACCCAUGAAGAGGAUCAAAAUGGCCAGCAACAACAGAAUAAGCAAACCCAUAAGAAGAAAGAGAGAGAUCAAGGGUCCCAGAAUCAGCAUUCUCAUGGGACCCAGCAAGGCUGUGCUAACAGAGAAAAAUUCCUCAUAAAUGAGGAUGUCCAAAGCCAAGGUUCCCAGGGAAGACACAAGGACAAAGCCUUCUAUCCAACCCAGAGUGGUGGGAGGCCCCAAAGAAGAGAAGAGGGUGAAAGUCACCAUACCAAGGCAGCUCUUGCUCCCAACCCCCUCUAUGACUAUGUACAAGAGCAGAAAGCAUAUAAGCACUAGGCCUUGUGCACACCAGAACUACAGCUGAGGAAGAAAUCUACAUGCCAAGGUCAUAUUUACUUCUGUUUAAAAGAUUGAAAAUGUAUGGGUUCCUUCUUUCCUCUACUUUCUAUCUAUUUACAAGGAUGCUGUUGAGGAUUAACAUUCACUUCUAGGGCAUUUCAGUUCUUUGAGCAGCAACUCUAGGGUGUUCUGGUUGGGUGAAAUCUUAGUAAAUUGGGUGAAAUAAUCAGAUCUCAAUUUUGAUUAGUUUGGAGAUUUAAAUCAUUUCCUGGUUUGCCAUCUAUGUAGACAGGACAUGAUUGUAUCACUGAAAGGUAGAAACUUCUCCUGAAAGUUUGGAAACAGGAAAGGUAUUCUGAAGAUACAUGUCACAAACUAAGAAGAGGACAUCUGGGCUUUGGUGAGCUUUGGCUCCCAUGGAUGAAACAUCAGGAAUUGCAAGCCUCAUAGUCUGCACUAAAAUGAAACACAGUGAGAGGCUUCUUAGAGAGCCAGAGAACACAGAGGGCAUCUCGGAUCCACAACACCUCCAGCACUCAGGCUCCUACCCUUCACCAGAUAUGGACUGUCCUCUGAGCAACUAUCACUACAGCUGACUAGACUGGUUUUAGUUCAAUGUCUUUCCAGUUUCUGAUCAUAUUAAAUGGAGAGAAAAUAUAUGUCAUCUGUUUUCAGAUGCUAGGGAGCCAAAACUGUUGCUGCAUAGCUCCUGGGGCCUGAAAACUCUUCACAAGAAAAUCUAUGGAAUUGUAUUAAAAUACCCAAUAAAUGAUUGGUGAGCAAU